AUGACAGUGAGUGUCACCAAUGUUAUUGCUCCGGCGAGAGAGAGAGAUAUUAUCUGUGUUGCGGGCAACGAGCGACUGACGGUGGGUUCAUGCAGACGUGCGCGAACACACGAACACAGAAGUGCUCACACCCGCAAUCUGUGCGGUAGUGUGUCUAUCAGUCCAUCUACCUCGACUCCAUCGACGCGAACACACUAUUUCCAUUUCUAUCUGUCUACCUGUCGCUGUUUCAGUCCAACUGUCUACUUGAAGUUAUUUCCGCCCAACUGUCUACCUAAUUCAUUUUUAUUGUUUCUUUCUUCUCUCAAUCGAUCCCGCCUCUUUUUCAGAUCAGUUGAUCGAUCUCUCUCUCUCUCCUUCUCAUCAGUUCCACAUUUUGUCUCUUUUUCCCUUUUCGUUUUUUCUAUCCCUUCAACUUCUCAUAUCACCCAUUUACUUUCUUUGUGUGAUUUCUCGAACAAUCUAUCGCAUAUACCUACCCACCUAUCGACUGUCACCCUACCUCUUGUACCCAUCUCUCUCAACCCUACCCUAGCCCCACUCCACUGUCAGUUUAUCACACUUCUGUCAUCACGGUUCUACCCUCGUGCCUCGGGCACACAGACGCACACACACACAGGGUCCAUCAUUUGUUGGGUCUUCCGUCUGUCUUCACUUUUUUGUAAUCUUUUUCCAUCUGGUUUUUCUCUCUCUCUCUCUCUCUCUCUCUCUCUCUCUCUCUCUCCUCCUUAUUAUUCCACUAUUCUCUCCCCUGACACUUUCUUGUUUCUGGGAAUUUUUUUCCUUUAUCUAUUUGUCCGUCUGUCUACCUCCAUAAAUCUGUUCUUUAUCUAUCUAUCUAUCAAUCCAAACUUCUUCAUAUCUGUCCGUCUGUAUGUUUCUUUGCUGUUCUCAAUCUAUCUAUCAAACUGCCCAUCCAUCCACACUACUUCAUAUCUAUCUGUUUAUCUCUGUUCAAAGUUCUUCAUAUCUAAACUUCUUCAUAUCUGUCUAUCUAUCUCUCUAAACUUCUUCAUAUCUGUCUAUCUAUCUCUCUAA
This is a messenger RNA of Acanthosepion pharaonis, 1038 nucleotides long. Lineage: Eukaryota; Metazoa; Mollusca; Cephalopoda; Sepiida; Sepiidae. The record is from the annotation of a GenBank genome assembly.